Molecule: messenger RNA, 2441 nt
Organism: Mustela lutreola (European mink)
Lineage: Eukaryota; Metazoa; Chordata; Mammalia; Carnivora; Mustelidae
Gene: RAB5A
Product: RAB5A, member RAS oncogene family
Exons: 6
Coding region: 467-1114 (215 amino acids)
Molecular function (GO): GTP binding; GTPase activity
Source: RefSeq, a predicted model, not a curated record
GAGCGGCGGAAGUGGCUCCCGGGUUGGGACUUGAGUGUUUGUGUUUUGGUUCGCGGCGGAGCCGGCGGCUAGCCUGAGGGGAGGAGGCAGAGGAGGGAGGAGGAGGAAGAAUUAGUCGGAACUCGAGCGCCGGCGGCGGUGAAGGAGGAGAAAGGAAAGAGGAAGGCGGAGCGGAGAGAGGCGGAGACGGAGCCGGACGGGGGCGGCACCACGGCACGAUCCCCGCACGGUCCAGUCUGAGGGGAGCGGCCUGAGGAGGAGACGCGCCGCCACCGUCUAAGCCACCGCCACAGCUUCAGCCUCUUUUCGGGCUACGCCUGGGACUUGCUGCCGGGAGGCUUCAGCCCCGCGGCUCCGCGUGCUGCCGUCUCAGGUUUCUCUACAUCUAGAAAGAAAAAAAUUGACACCUUGCAUCCUGGAAGUUCAUUUAAGAGACUGAAAUUAGGGACUUCUUUCAAAUUUGGACAUGGCUAAUCGAGGAGCAACAAGACCCAACGGGCCAAAUACUGGAAAUAAAAUAUGCCAGUUCAAACUAGUACUUCUGGGAGAGUCUGCUGUUGGGAAAUCAAGCCUAGUGCUUCGUUUUGUGAAGGGCCAGUUUCAUGAAUUUCAAGAGAGUACCAUAGGGGCUGCUUUUCUAACCCAAACUGUGUGUCUUGAUGACACAACAGUAAAGUUUGAAAUAUGGGAUACAGCUGGUCAAGAACGAUACCAUAGCCUAGCACCAAUGUACUACAGAGGAGCACAAGCAGCCAUAGUUGUAUAUGAUAUCACAAACGAGGAGUCCUUUGCCAGAGCCAAAAACUGGGUUAAAGAACUUCAGAGGCAAGCCAGUCCUAACAUUGUAAUAGCUUUAUCAGGAAACAAGGCUGACCUUGCAAAUAAAAGAGCUGUCGAUUUCCAGGAAGCACAGUCCUAUGCAGAUGACAACAGUUUAUUAUUCAUGGAGACAUCGGCCAAAACAUCGAUGAAUGUAAAUGAAAUAUUCAUGGCAAUAGCUAAAAAGUUGCCAAAGAAUGAACCACAGAAUCCAGGAGCAAAUUCUGCAAGAGGAAGAGGAGUAGACCUUACUGAACCCACGCAGCCAACCAGGAGUCAGUGUUGUAGUAACUAAACCUCCAGUUUGAACUUGCUGGAAUUUUCUUCUGCUUCCUAAAUGUUAAUGACAGUGGAAUUGGAGCAUUUAACCAGCCCAGUAUGACUUCCAAAAAGAAGAGACUUAUGAUAGAGUCAAGUUUCUAAUACAGAAUUAUUUUAAGUGUUUUGAACUUAAUUUUUAAUAACAUGCAUGUGACCCUCUGACUAAUGUUUCAGAAGUAGAAGGGGGGAAUGAGAGCUGUGCGUGUACGCUUGUUUCCUUGGACGGUUAGGGAAUCAUUUCUCGUCACCAGGGAUAGAGUCAAAGGAUGAUGUAAACCCACAGUUAACCAGCCACUUCUAUGUAAAAGAUUUGGAACUUAUUAAUUUGGGCUUUUCAAAAACAGUCUUUUUUUAGAAGGAGGUUCUAAAAAUAUUUAUGCUUAGCUACAGUAUUCAGGCAACUGGUAAUUUCUUAGUAUGCAUAUUUAAAAUGUACAUUCCACAUUUUAACAAGUUAACCACAAGAAAACAGUCCCACAUCUUCAAGGGGGGAAACACGAACAUUAGUGGUAUCUAAAGUAUAGCCAGUCCUGAUAUUUUUAGUGGGGUUAAAAAAAAGUCAAAUGUAACCUCAUCUUGUUUUAAGAGUAUGAAUACUGAUAAAUGCAUCUUAAUGGAUAGUGUUCCCUUCAAACAGGUGAGCUCUUCAGCAGAAGUGGAACGAACCAGGUGUCUGUGAUUUCUGUUUAAUCACUGCUAGCCAUUACAUAGGUUUUAUUGUUUGGGGGAAGGGAGGGAGCUUUUGUUCCCUUUGGACAUAAUAUAGUCAAUGCACUAACAAUUAUGUACAUUCAAACUUGAUUAUUUUAAAUUCGAUCUUCAGCUGUACUGUAAAUAGGGUACUGCACUGUAGUCUCCAUAUAUGUUUAUUACUUUCCUGUAAUAUUUAAGAAUUACUUAAAAGUAUACAAAAUGUACAGUUACUAAAACAGCUAAUUUUUCCUUUUCUCUCCCUUUGAAAGGAAGGGGCUUCUGUUGUUCCUACAUGGCUUAGAACCAUAAUAAACAAUGUACCAGUAAUUUGUAACAUAAGUAUUGCAGUAUGUUAGUAACAAUCUUGCAGGCUUGUUUUCCAAAGUUCAUUUUAUUUUGAUCAGUUCAGUAUAUUGCACUAAUUGUUCUAGGUAUUUUCAUUAUAUGAAAUCUACCAUGUGUCAGAGAUGAUUUAAUCUAUUUAAGUGUUGAACUGCUAGCAGAACUUGUACAUUACAGUAAUUCAGAAUUAGUAAGGAAAACAGUUCACCAGUGUUUAGUUUUAUAUUGAGGUGCUCAGGUUGGAAUAAAGUGGUAUAAAAAAGCAA